Messenger RNA from Oreochromis aureus, 1150 nucleotides. RefSeq names its product rho GTPase-activating protein 12-like. Bases 365 to 1135 code for a protein of 256 amino acids. The record is from RefSeq and is a predicted model, not a curated record. NCBI's taxonomy places the organism in Eukaryota, Metazoa, Chordata, Actinopteri, Cichliformes, Cichlidae. Gene Ontology annotation, molecular function: protein binding. The transcript has 3 exons.
UGUAUAGAAUAACACGUCUUGUCUGCAUAGACGAUCUUUGCUUGAAGGUAGUUGCGAAGUUCUCGGGGCAAGCGAGUCCACGGGAGCGAGCACUGCUGUAGAUUACACACCGGCCAGGGAAGAGCAGGACGGACUGGAACGCCGCUCUCCGACAAACCUGACAAGUAGGGAAAUAGUUUCACACGGUGACCGGUCGACGGGAAAGUUUACUGGGAGUUUAACUUCACCCGGGAGCACCGCGGCGUGUCGGUGUGUUUCCCCCCUGGGAUCCAGCGGAGGAGGUAGGUGAAGGUCUACUGAUGAAGACAUGGUAAUAAAUAUUUUUCUUUUGGGGUGAACAGCCUGGUGGAUAGUAAGAGGCAUCAUGGCAGAUCUGCCUAUUGCCCCGGGCCAGAUCUACAUCGAGGUAGAGUACGACUAUGAGUAUAAGUCUAAAGACCGAAUCAUUAAGAUCCAGCAGGGGGAAUGCUACAUGCUAGUCAAGAAAACUAAUGAGGAUUGGUGGCAGGUGAAAAAAGAGGAGGGGUCUAAAGCUUUUUAUGUACCUGCUCAGUAUGUCCGAGAAGUCCGCAAAGCCCUCAUGCCACCCCCUAAACCGAUCCUACAUCCUCCCAGUGCUACUGGUAAUCCAUCUUCACAAAGUGCAGGUGCACGCUGGGUAAAACCAAACAAUCUGGAUCUGGGACUAAACAAUCAUCCCGCUGAGAACCUUCACAGAAACGAGUCCAACUAUCAGCGCUCCCCUUCAGCACAAACUGGAAACACGGCUAAAUUCACUCCCCCGAUUCAGCGCAGGGACAAUAACCACCAUCAUGCCCCCACCUCUCCCACUGACCAUGACAAAGCUCUGGCUGAAGCUCUCCAUGGUGGUGUCCCACCACCCCCUUACAAAGGUGGGUCCAGCACCCUGCCCCUCAGUCGAGCCAGAUCCCCAGAACUGGUCAGGGCGCCGCUGGACGUGGACAGCACCCAAUACUGUGACUCUGCGGGCGAAGAUAGACGUACAAAUGACUCUGAGUCUGGAGACGAACUGAGCAGCUCUUCCACUGAACAUCUCCAGGGCAGAUACAACAACUCAAUCUCAGUCAUUUUCACAACAUUGGUCGUCUUGCUAUGUGCUUUAUGUUGUAAUUGACAAUCAGGCCAUCUC